AUGACCAAGACCACGACUUGCGAUUCCAUUCAGAAUUACUACAAGAUCUCAAUGGAAGACUUUGCAAAGUGGAACCCAGCUGUUGGCUCGAAAUGUACGGGUCUCUGGGCUAACUACAAUGUCUGCGUUGGUGUAAUUGGCGGUACCCCGACCAAGCCCAGCACUGGUGUCAAGACGCCGUCGCCCAUCCAGGCAGGUAUGGUAAGCAACUGUAAGAAGUUUCAUCCAGUUGCCUCUACGACAACAUGCGACUCGAUUCAGAAGUACUACAAGAUCACCAUGGCCCAAUUAGUCAAGUGGAAUCCGGCGAUUGGGGCUAAAUGCACAGGGCUUUGGGCCAAGUAUUACGUAUGUGUCGGUGUCUAG
This is a messenger RNA of Fusarium proliferatum ET1, 366 nucleotides long. RefSeq lists its product as uncharacterized. The record is from RefSeq and is a predicted model, not a curated record. The coding region runs from base 1 to 366 and encodes 121 amino acids. Lineage: Eukaryota; Fungi; Ascomycota; Sordariomycetes; Hypocreales; Nectriaceae. The transcript has a single exon.